This is a messenger RNA of Ostertagia ostertagi, 318 nucleotides long. The record is from the annotation of a GenBank genome assembly. Lineage: Eukaryota; Metazoa; Nematoda; Chromadorea; Rhabditida; Trichostrongylidae.
AUGGAAGCAGGUCAAGAAGGUCUGAAGUUGAUCGCCGGCCAAUCGGUGGGCACCGAGACGAUAAGAUGCGACAAUAGCCAGGCAUACUGCUACAACAUGUCCGCAAACGCAGCCGUCCUGAUCGACAUAGUCAAAGACAACAGGCUGUCCAGGGUUGGAAUGCGCAGCCCGACCGAGAGGCACGCCCUCAACACGAAAGAGCAAUUGGGCCAAGCAGCAGAUAGCACAAUUUCCAUGCGGUCGAUUUGGAUGAUGACACGCUCAACGGCACUGUUCGAGCAAUCGACAUCAGCUUAUGUCGAGUUGGACAAACUGUAA